CAUACACACACAUUAUUACGAACAUUUUAUUAAUUUGUUGCCUAAAACACAAGCUGGCGUCUUAAAUUCAUGAAAACGGAUGAAAAGUGAACCGGAAGUUGCACUUGCUAAGUUUGCUAACUAUGCUACACAGCAAACACGUACUAUUUCUUCAUGAGAAGCAUCAGUCCUUUGAAGAGCUGAGGAUCUUCACAUCAACAAAUAUCCAUUUGAGAAACCUGUUCUGGAAAACACUACAAGAAGCUCAAUCACUCUCCACCCUCCCGGGUGUGGGAUGGGGCCUGAACACUGAGGAUCCGUGAGAAAUCACUGCCCUCUGACCCUGCGCCAUGUUGCCCCUGCAUGGGCUGAAAGGGCCACUCCUGCCCCUGGUCCUGAGCCUCCUACUCGCCACCUGUGCUGAACAGGACAGCUUGGACGAUCUAGAACUUGAUGACGAGAGCAACUCCGUGAGCACAGAGAGUCCUGAGACUGUGUCUUCAGAUAUGGACAUAGUUGAUCCUCUCAGCACCUGGAUAGUCUUCAGGGAUAACUCCAAUAAGGGUGGAAACAAGAAGCCCAAACAAAAAAGAAUCUCAAAGCAUGGCCUGCCUGGUCCUCCAGGCCCUCCCGGACCCCAGGGGCCUCCUGGACCUCCUGGCCCGCUGAUGCCCAACCAGGACGAGAUAUUGGAGGACCUCCAGCUAAAGCUGAAAGAGAUGGUGGUCAGCCAGUGUGUGCUCUGUGAACAGCCCCCCCGCGUGGCCACGGCCUUCCACAGCCACCUGCACCACAAUCUGCUGGUCCAAAGACGGAGCCUGCAGGAGCUCCAGCCUUUCAGCAGCCCUUCAGAGAUGGAGCAGUUUCACCAGAGAGGCCAGGGCUUCAACGCCAGCAACGGCCGCUACACCGCGCCGGUGUCGGGGUUCUACCAGCUCACAGCCAGCCUGGUGCUGGAAUCCAGUGAGACUCAGAAAAGGACCCAGGCGCGACAGAGAGACAGCGUGAAGGCGUCCAUAUGUAUCGAAUCUCUGUGUCAGAGCAACAUGUCUCUGGAGACGGUAACAGGCGUGAGUCCUGCAGGAGGAGUGUUCAGUAUUCUGCUAACAGGAACCUUAUACCUGCAGGCUGGAGAGUACGUGUCUAUUCUAAUUGACAACGGAACAGGAUCAGCACUAACAGUCCUCCAAGACACCUUAUUUUCCGGGAUCCUUCUUGGAGUAUAAGACCUCAAACCCACCUACGCACACCAAGGGGCACAUAGACAUCCACUCACUGGUCACAUAUGCAGUUACCCAUUCAGCCUAUCGUGUAGCAGAAGCACACUGCUGGAACUGAAGCUCUGGACCUGUACACAACAAACAUCAGAACGAGGGGGGGGAAAAGGGUCUGAUCUUUAAGACUGACUGUUGGUCCCAGAUGGGCUGGUUUGAGUUUUUCAGAAACUACUGCUGCUCUUCUGCGAUUUUCACAUAAAACAUCCUGUGGAGUGGAGGCUCUGCAGGCUGAAACACCUUGUUGAUGGAGAUUAGAGGAGAGUGACUAGACUGGUCUGAGCUGACAGGAAGGAUAUAGUUAGUCUGGCUAACGCGACUUCAAAGCUCUGCGAGCAUUUGGUCUGGCAAAGCUAUUAAGCCCAACCGUUUCCCAAAGCGUGUGGUUGACCCGCCUCCCUGAAAUGCCUCAGUUUGCUACUGGUCGAAGCCAGAAAAAGCUGACACGCGACGGGGCUAACUGGUAGAUUAAACCAUAGACAUUCUAUUAUUAAACUCUUACCGAAGCCGGUCGGAAGCAAGGCGAAAACGUCCUUCCUUUCAAUAAAUACCUCCAGGGCUGCUCUUUGCUCCGUUUUCAAUGAGAACUUCCCGUUGAAUGCUUUCAAUACAGCAUUCGUGAAUGAAGCGCUUCCGGUCGCAGUUCUACUACGUCACUGCCUUGAACACGCCUCUACCCAGGGCCGUUGGAGAUGCUUGAAGUUGACUGGCUCCUGAUUUUUUGGGAGCUUGGAAAAGCUGUAGAUAGCUUGCCUUGCCAGACUAAGUUCGCAACAGGUCCUCAUGUUGCGUCACACUUGGGAUGGGCGGGCCCAGGCUAGGAUAUAGUAACUCAAAUGAGACAGUCAGUGACAGUGGGGGCCACCUUGUGCAAUAAAUGUUGCAAGCUAUAUGCACCCUACCUUCAUGCUAGAAAGAAGCAAAAUCAGUGAAGAAUUGAGGGAGAAGCAGCACUUUCCAUGGAAACUGCUCGUUAGGGCUUAAUUGCUCCAUAUCUUCAUUAUUAAUUGCAAUUAUGCAAAUUUGAGGGAGAAGAAGCGAUUCUGGACAACACAUGACAGCUGAAGAUUGGAAAAAGACCAGGUGACCUUAAGAUCAGCUGUCCAGUUUGUGCUCAUGAUAGCCUCAGAGAUGCUUUUCUGCUCACCACGGUUGUAAAGAGUGAUUAUCCGAGUUACUGUAUAGACCUUCCUGGCAGCUCAAACUAGAGCUGGGCGAUAAAUCGAUUAAUUCGAUUUUACAGUUAAGGACGAUGUGUUUUUAUGAAUCAGUUUUCUCUCAGUUUUAACUUCCGACGCUCCCCUCUGUACACACAAACAACAUGGCAGCAAUUGGGGGAAAGGAGUAACUUCCUCCGUGAUCUGGAAUUGGUUCGGUUUUGCGGCGUCGGACGCAGAGCAAACAAGUCCUCGUUGUAAGGCGUGUUUGAAAACGGUUGCUUCCAGAGGAAGCAGCACGACGAAUUUAUUCCAACUCCUUAAACAGAAGCAUGCAGUGGAGCAGGAGAAGUGCUGCUCCCAGCCGCAGCACGAGCGCAUCAUCCAAAGUAAAGCAAGCAACCGUCCCGGCCACGUUUUCGAACUGUGUGCCUUAUGAUAAGAAUGGGGCGCAGUGGAAGGCAAUCACAGAUGCUAUCGUGAUGUUCUCAUCUACAAGCUUGUUUUUUGGUUUCUGGUUGCACUUUAACUACAAAGGGGAAAUUUAAGUGAAAACACAAAUGGUUCAAAACAAGUUUUGUCAUCUGUAGUUUGAUUUUUAGUGAAAAAAAAUCCAGAUUUUUUUUUUAAGGCCAUAUUGCCCAGCUCAAACCAAUCUGGCCAUGUUUCUUACCAACAAGGCACUUCCACCUAUAGAACCAUCGCUCCAUCCUGUGUGAAAUACUCAAACCAGCCCCUCUGAUACCAAACAUCAACACCAUGGUUAAAGCCACCGAGAUUUUUUUUUUUUUCCCCCCCCUUCAUCCUGAUGUUUGAUGAACGUUAACUGAAGCUCUUGGACCUGUAGGAUUUUAUGCGUUGUGUUGCUGCCACAGGAUUGGUUGACUUUAGAUAACUGCAUAAAUUUAGCAGUGUUCCUAAUAAAGUAGAGGGUGAGUGGUCAAAGAGAGCGCUAAAUACAAAUAGUUACCAGUCUUUCCCAGAUUUCAAUACAUAUUUCUUCGCUUGUACUUCAGGAAUCAUAUCAGCAGUAAUAAUUAUGGCAUUUCCCCAAGUAUCUACACCAAGACGCUUUAGCAUCUAAAAACAUUUCCACCUUGACAGCGGGUUAAUUACACAACUUUGACAUUUAAUCGUCUGUCCAUAGAGUUGUAUGUAUUUUUUUUUUUUUUCACGUGCUGGGUUUAUAUGCUACAGCUGUCCACCGAACAGGAUAAAGAAAUUUAUAUACAUAUUUAUUUAGCAAUUUUGAAAAGUGUGAAUGUUUUAAUAAAAA
Neoarius graeffei (lesser salmon catfish) is the source of this 3686-nucleotide messenger RNA. Its product is annotated as erythroferrone. The record is from RefSeq and is a predicted model, not a curated record. NCBI's taxonomy places the organism in Eukaryota, Metazoa, Chordata, Actinopteri, Siluriformes, Ariidae. The transcript is spliced from 9 exons. Gene Ontology annotation, molecular function: hormone activity. Bases 330 to 1205 code for a protein of 291 amino acids.